UCAGUUUACCAAACGGUCUCGACUGGUGCGGUUCAGAGCUGUUGUUUGAUACAUGCGGUGCAAUUUCUGUCGUCCCAAAAGGACUAAAAUAUUUGAGAUUACGGCUAGUUUAUUAUUUUUUUUUUAGAAAAAACGCGCGCGUGUUAUUAUUUUCACUUUUGGAUCGUCCCAAGAGAAGUGUUCUAGAACUUGACUGCGGAGCAGGUUUCGGCCGAAUUAUUACCAAUUGUUAUUGUGAUACCAAAAUGGGAAAAUUGCUAAUUCGAGUGCACACUUGAAUCCAACGAGAUAGCAAAUAGCGAAUAUUUUUUUUGGAUGACCGUGUAGGAUAAUUACAAUAAACCGAUUACGAAUACAGCAAAAAGAACGAUUCAGUGUUUCGAGCAUGCUUCACCAGUAAUCUAAUAACGCCAGGAAAAUGCAGCAGUAAAUGGAGUGAAAAUGUGAAGCAGAAAUUGGAUAAAUCAUUCCGUGCUAGCAACAAGUGAGUGUGUUUGUGCGUCUAUAGACGCGUGUGGCGCCAAUCCGUUGCCGAUCUGGCACGUGACGUAGCAACUGGAUAAAAUUGGAAGCUUUACACUGUCCUCACUCGGGUGUACAAUGACAUCGUCUGGCUACGUAGCCAGCGUCAAUGCGUUGAACAUGUUCGACAAACUGCACACUUCCACUGUGAGCCCCUUCCUAUCAUCGGCGCCGGCAGCGGCAUCCUUGCCGCCUACGGAAGUGCUGUUUGACGCCUUCAAUGUCACCUCCUCAACGGUGGCCAUCGCCUCCCCCAGUCAAACGCCUACGCUCAUAACCUCGCCAGUUGAUGGGGCUGGCGCGGAAGAGUUCGUGGUGCUGCCAGGGCCAGAGGACGUGCUGCUGUUCAACAGUUCCAAUGGUCUUUACCAGCAAUCGGUGACGCUAACCGCCCGGAUGUAUCCGAUUGAGGCCACCGCGGCGAAGUCAAUCUGGGGCUUACCGACGCUGAUCUGGGCGAUCCUGAUCGGGACCAUUGUGAUACUGAUCGUGAUUCUAGCGACACUUUUCUUCUGCUGUUGGCUACAGCCGAGGACGCGAAAACUGCUAGCUUCCAGUUACUAUACCGGAAGCACUGUUUCUCACAAUACGAUCGUGCCGAAAUCUCAAACCAGUGAUUCUAAUCAGCUAGUGAUGCCCUUGUCUAUCGGCAUAUGUCCACCACAUUACAGUGCACCUCCUCCCCCUACCAGCAGUAGCAGUGGAACCAGCAGUGGCAGCAACCAUCACUCCAACCAACAGAGCUGUCCGGCCUCAUCAAGCGGAAUCCCGUGUCAUCCUGGCAGUAGUGGAAGCAACAGCACUAGUCAAACGGCCGGACAUCACGGCAAAUACGGUAGUUCGCCACAGUAUACGCACCAAUAUCAUCAGCAACAAUAUCAGCACCACCAUCAGUGCAUCCAUCAUCAACAACAGCAACAGCAGCAGCAACAACAACAAUAUCAUGCUCAUUACGCUCACAUGCAGCAGCAGCAGCAACAGCAGCAAAGUAGUCAAUAUGCACAGGCUCAUCAGCAAACGCUACAACAGUAUUACAAUCAGCAACAGCAGCAGCAACAUCAGCAUCAACAAUUAACUCAAUACAUGCAUCCUGCUCAGCAACAGUCACUGCAACAGCAGCAACAGAGGGAACAUCAAAUUCAGCAGCAGCAGCAUCACUAUCACCACCAGCAACAACAACAACAACAACAACAACAGCACCAUCACCAACCACAGCAGCAGCAGCAGCACCACCAUCAGCAGAACCAAUUGGUGCACCACAAAUCCAUGUGGGCCAUUAAUCCACUGUACGCUUCCAGCGGGGUAAUCAACGACAGUACUUCUGCGGGUGGACGAGGAGGAAUAGGAGGGGACGGUCGGCGUGAUAAUGAUGACGAUGCGGUUGGAAGCACUUCCUACCGGACACGAUCACUGCCAUCGUGGGGUAAAAAUAAACAACGGCCACUGUCUAACGCGGACGACCUGGAGGAACUGUAUGCAAAGGUGAAUUUCAGCAAAAAGCGUCGCAACCGGAUGCGCAACGACGAAGCGGCAAUCAUAGCUCUGUCGCGAUCGCGCUCCCAAAAUCUAUCCUCCCUGCCGUUAGCCGAUCAGGAUGCAGUCGUCGUGUACGACGAACGGACGGCCCUCUAAACCAUUCACAGUGUAAAGAAACUGAGGUACUUGAAGAGUGGAUAAAUAUCGGAGCUGCGUUUCCUGAUGGAAAAGGAGAAACUAUUAAAGUUAGCGAUAGUCAGUUGGAUGGUUCAUUGCAAACAUUUGGGAUCCUUCAUCCACAAGUUCUAUUUAGCCCGUGGGGGUACCGCUAGUACUGAACUUUUUUACUAGUUAUUUACACAGUUCGACGCAUGUGGAAGGACAAAUAUGCAUUUCGCCAGUACUAUCGUAAUUAAAAUUAAUCGUUCGUUAAUGUUAAAAAAAUUCUGUGGAACGCGUCUAACUUCCACUCCUCUUAAACGGGCAACCAUGGCAAUCCUCAUAAAAUGAAAAGUAAAUUUUCUCCGCGAACUAUAUCAAGCUUAAUCGUUAGUCGUUGAAAGCCCCCAUUGUAAAGCAAAACCCCGAAAGUAUCAUUAAA
Messenger RNA from Topomyia yanbarensis, 2599 nucleotides. Its product is annotated as G-box-binding factor-like. Gene Ontology annotation, molecular function: ubiquitin protein ligase binding; ubiquitin-like ligase-substrate adaptor activity. Lineage: Eukaryota; Metazoa; Arthropoda; Insecta; Diptera; Culicidae. Gene Ontology annotation, biological process: protein ubiquitination; positive regulation of proteasomal ubiquitin-dependent protein catabolic process. The record is from RefSeq and is a predicted model, not a curated record. The coding region runs from base 601 to 2154 and encodes 517 amino acids. Gene Ontology annotation, cellular component: cullin-RING ubiquitin ligase complex; nucleus. The transcript is spliced from 7 exons.